AUGAUCGGCGGUCGAGCGAUACAGGGGAUUGGAGGCUCGGGCAUCGGUGUCCUCUGCGAGAUCAUCGUCUGCGACCUCGUCCCGCUCCGCGAGAGAGGUACCUACAUGGGCGCUGUCUUUGGCAUGGUCGGCAUCGGAGCCGCUUUUGGCCCUCUUUUUGGCGGACUGCUCGUCAGCUAUAGCAGCUGGCGCUGGGCUUUCUAUAUGGGUCUGCCCAUUGGAGGUGUUGCAGUUGUGCUGCUGUUUAUCUUCUUGCAGGUCAAAUACGACAAAUCCCAGACGUGGGCGACUAAACUAUUGGGCCUCGACUGGCUGGGGAACGCGCUCUUCAUCGGCGGCACCGUCCCGGUGUUGAUUGCCCUUGCCUGGGCAGGAGGACAAUACUCGUGGUCAUCUUAUCAGGUCCUUGUGCCGCUCUUUGUCGGUCUGGCUACGAUGGGAGCUUUUAUCGUGCUCGAGGGCAAUUCCCGUCUUACGCCAAAUCCCAUCAUGCCACUCCACCUCUUCAGUAAUUCAUUAACCUCCAUCGUCUUCCUCCUCACCUUUCUCCAUGGCGUCGUCACUAUGUGGGCACUCUACUUCCUCCCAGUCUACUUCCAAGGCGUUCUCGCCGCAGAUGCCUACAAAGCCGGCAUCUACCUUCUCCCCACCAUCCUUGCACUCCUCCCAGGCGCCAUCAUCGGCGGGCUGCUACUCAGCAAGUUCGGUCGCUACAAGCCCAUCCUCGGCUUUGCCUUCACCUUGGUCGUCAUCGGCUCUAGCGUCUUCACGCUCCUCGACGAGAACUCGAGCACAGGCGCCUGGGUGGGCUUUCAGGUGCUUGAGUCCUUCGGCGCGGGCUUUUGCGUGGGAGCCCUGCUCCCAGCGCUGCUGGCCACGCUGACUGACAAAGACACGGCGCUGGCGACGGCCACGUUUGGCUUCAUGCGUAGCUUUGGUAUCAUGUGGGGCAUCGCCGUCGCCGGCACCAUCUACACUCACCGAGCCGCACAGCUGGCCGGUGCAGGCGCCAUCAGCGACGCAGCAGUGGCCGCCGAAUUCAAAGCGGGUGGAGCAUACGGGGCCGCUGAAGUAGUGUUUCUUGACAAACUCUCAGCACAGACGCGUGCUCAGGUUAUCUCUGUGCAGAGCACCGCGCUUCAGCGGUCCUGGCAGGUUGCUAUUGCCUUCGGCGCGGUGGGGCUCAUCGCUGCUGCUGUGAUGAAGCAGGUACCGCUCAGGAUGGAGAACAAGACCGACUUUGGCAUGGUAGAUAAGACUGAUAAGCUUGCCGAGGAGGAGGCAACAGGCGCGACAGAAAAGGAGGUUCCUGCAGCCGCAUCGUGA
Alternaria atra is the source of this 1326-nucleotide messenger RNA. RefSeq lists its product as uncharacterized. NCBI's taxonomy places the organism in Eukaryota, Fungi, Ascomycota, Dothideomycetes, Pleosporales, Pleosporaceae. The coding region runs from base 1 to 1326 and encodes 441 amino acids. The transcript has a single exon. The record is from RefSeq and is a predicted model, not a curated record. Gene Ontology annotation, molecular function: transmembrane transporter activity. Gene Ontology annotation, biological process: transmembrane transport.